CAUCCAUUCUCCCAAAACCUCUGGUACGCCCAUAUGGUCAGAGCACCUGUGACGGGGUUGAAUUAGAUUCAGCCUUCCCUUCUUUGCAAGUGAUUGCCUGAUUCCCACCUCAAGGUGUAUGCGAUACCUUGUAGGCAGAAGGUAGAUUGUACGCAACGCACAGACGGAUUUGUGUUUUCCUUUGCUAAUAAAGAUUAAGUGUGUUCAGCACAAAAGCAAGCAGCAGCCAGUAGCUCCAGCACAAAAGCGAGAAGAAAUUGACCUAGGAAAUUAAAGCAUGGAGGAAGAGGAUAACUUCGUGGAGUAUGUUCCUGUGGUGAAGCGUCGAGCAUUGACAGCUCAAAUGAUUCUUCAAAGAAGGGGAAAUAUCUCUGCUUUAGAGGAUGAACUUGAAAAAUCAAAACUUGCAGAAGCCAAACCCAGUCUCCUGGUCAAAGCAUCUCAGCUCAAGCGUGACCAACCUGAAAUUAGUCAGACGGAGCAGAUUGUGCAACAAGAAAAAGAAAUGAUAGAGCAUCUAUCUGAUAAGAAAACACUCAUGUCAGUUCGUGAGUUGGCGAAGGGAAUCACAUAUACAGAGCCUUUGUUGACAGGAUGGAAGCCGCCGCUUCAAAUCAGGAAAAUGUCCAGAAAGGAAUGUGAUGCAAUUCGAAAACAGUGGCAUAUAAUAGUUGAUGGUGAAAAAAUUCCUCCACCGAUUAAGAAUUUUAAAGAUAUGAGGUUUCUCGAUCCUAUUUUGAAAAUGCUAAAAGCCAAAGGGAUCGUGCAACCUACUCCUAUUCAGGUGCAAGGUCUUCCUGUUAUCUUAACAGGAAGGGACAUGAUUGGGAUUGCCUUUACAGGAUCUGGGAAGACUCUUGUUUUUGUGCUUCCACUGAUUAUGAUUGCUUUACAGGAGGAGAUUAUGAUGCCCAUCAUGCCUGGAGAAGGCCCUGUUGGUUUGAUUGUCUGCCCAUCAAGAGAACUUGCCAGACAAACUUAUGAAGUUGUGGAAGAAUUUUUGAUUCCGAUGAGAGCAGCUGGGUAUCCAGAACUGAGGCCAUUACUAUGUAUUGGUGGAGUGGAUAUGAGGUCGCAGUUGGAGGUUGUAAAGAAGGGUGUGCACAUUGUAGUUGCAACUCCUGGAAGGUUGAAGGACAUGCUAGCAAAGAAGAAAAUGAGCCUGGACAACUGCAGGUACUUGACAUUGGAUGAAGCAGAUAGAUUAGUGGAUUUGGGCUUUGAGGAUGACAUAAGGGAAGUUUUCGACCACUUCAAAGCCCAAAGGCAAACUCUUUUAUUCUCUGCUACCAUGCCCACCAAAAUUCAGAAUUUUGCUAGAAGUGCUCUCGUGAAGCCUGUCACUGUUAAUGUGGGAAGAGCCGGGGCAGCAAACCUUGAUGUGAUUCAGGAGGUUGAGUAUGUAAAACAGGAGGCAAAGAUUGUUUACCUUCUUGAGUGCCUACAGAAGACGCCACCUCCUGUAUUGGUAUUUUGUGAGAACAAGGCUGAUGUGGAUGACAUUCAUGAGUAUCUCCUCCUGAAGGGAGUGGAGGCUGUUGCCGUUCAUGGAGGCAAAGACCAGGAAGAGAGGGAGUAUGCGAUUUCAUCAUUUAAAGCAGCCAAGAAAGAUGUCUUGGUUGCAACUGAUGGCUCAAAAGGCUUGGAUUUUCCUGACAUUCAACAUGUAAUUAACUAUGACAUGCCUGCCGAAAUUGAAAACUAUGUACAUAGGAUUGGGCGAACAGGAAGAUGUGGUAAGACUGGAAUCGCAACGACCUUCAUAAACAAAAACCAGAGUGAGACAACACUUCUUGAUCUGAAGCACCUCUUGCAACAAGCGAAGCAGAUUCCUCCUGUUUUGGGUGAGUUAAAUGAUCCAAUGGAAGAUGGAGACGCAAUUACUGCUGCAAGUGGAAUUGAAGGGUGUGCUUAUUGUGGUGGUCUCGGUCACCACAUCCGUGAGUACCCCAAGUUGGAGCAUCGGGGAGGCCAGCAACUCGCCAUCUCCAGGACGGAUUAUUUCGGGUCUGGUGGUUACAGGGGAGAAAUCUGAUGUAUUUGUACGGUCUUUUCAGCUGAUCUGGCGUGCAUAUUUCUAUACUGUUUGUGUUACUGUAUCAGAAGAAUUUAUGCUCUUUUAAAUGGCAGGGUGACAAUAGAGAGGCAUUUGUUGAAAUUUAUGUUGUCUGUAAAUGUAGUUAAGGUAACCAGUAUGGGAGGAUUAUCUUGUUAGCUAACAUUUUUUUUGAAUUUAUGAGCUCUUGCCCUGCUUAUUG
Molecule: messenger RNA, 2258 nt
Organism: Populus euphratica (Euphrates poplar)
Lineage: Eukaryota; Viridiplantae; Streptophyta; Magnoliopsida; Malpighiales; Salicaceae
Product: DEAD-box ATP-dependent RNA helicase 35-like
Biological process (GO): mRNA splicing, via spliceosome
Molecular function (GO): nucleic acid binding; RNA helicase activity; ATP binding
Source: RefSeq, a predicted model, not a curated record